AUGGGUUGCGAGAUUUCGAAGGACAGCCCGGUGGGGAAAUGGAUUGAAAAAGAUAAAUCCGGACCAACAAAAGUUCAUCCAGUCGACAUCCAGACGACACUUCGCCCAAAAACCACUCCCG
Molecule: messenger RNA, 121 nt
Organism: Mesorhabditis belari
Lineage: Eukaryota; Metazoa; Nematoda; Chromadorea; Rhabditida; Rhabditidae
Source: the annotation of a GenBank genome assembly